Messenger RNA from Saccharomyces kudriavzevii IFO 1802, 2778 nucleotides. RefSeq names its product origin recognition complex subunit 1 (gene ORC1). The record is from RefSeq and is a predicted model, not a curated record. Gene Ontology annotation, molecular function: ATP hydrolysis activity; DNA replication origin binding; chromatin binding. Gene Ontology annotation, cellular component: nuclear origin of replication recognition complex. The transcript has a single exon. Lineage: Eukaryota; Fungi; Ascomycota; Saccharomycetes; Saccharomycetales; Saccharomycetaceae. Bases 1 to 2778 code for a protein of 925 amino acids. Gene Ontology annotation, biological process: DNA replication initiation; mitotic DNA replication checkpoint signaling.
AUGGCAAAAACACUAAAGGAUCUUCAAGGCUGGGAGAUCAUAACAACUGAUGAACAGGGAAACAUAAUCGAUGGAGGCCAGAAAAGGUUGCGCCGAAGAGGGGCUCGAACUGAGAAUUACCUACAAAGGAGUUCCGAUGAAACUAAACUUGGUCGUGGCGAUAGUGUUAUCAUGCAUAACGAGGCUGCAGGGACUUACUCUGUUUAUAUGAUACAGGAGUUGAGACUAAAUACGUUAAACAAUGUCGUGGAAUUGUGGGCACUCACCUACUUAAGAUGGUUCGAAGUCAAUCCAUUAGCUCAUUACAGACAAUUCAAUCCCGAUGCCAACAUAUUGAAUUGUCCCUUAAGCUACUAUAAUAAAAAGUUUUCUGAAACUGCAAAUAAAAAUGAACUAUAUCUAACUGCAGAAGUAGCGGAGCUGCAGCUAUCAAAUUUUAUCAGGUCGGCUCGUGUCAUGGAAGAGAGUGAAUGGGAAAAAUUGAAGGAGGAUAUUGAUACAGAAAGAGAUUUUAUGGUUCGUUAUAUCUGUGAACCAACUGGCGAUAAGUUUGUUGGCAUUAGCAUUGAAGAUAUUAAGGCUUACGUAAAAAAGCUGGAACCGAAAGAGGCCCAAGAAUAUUUGAAAGAUUUGACGCUGUCACCAAAAAGAAAAGAAACCAAGGCAAGUUCACCAAGGAAGAAAAUAAAAACCGCUCAAACCGCUAAAAAUUCAGAUACCCAAAAAAGGGACACAGACCCAAUUGAUGAUGAGAGAAGUAGUAAUGAGGAUGAAGAGUUAUCUGAUUAUCAAAGUCCUUCGGAUGUCAAGAUUAAUGAAGUUAUGAGUAGUGACGAAAUAUCGGCGGAUGAGCUUGAUGAUGAAGAAGAAGAAGAGGAAGAGGAAGAGGAAGAGGAAGAGGAAGAGGAAGAGGAGGAAGAGGAGGAAGAUACUCUUAGAAAAUCACCGAGGAAGAAAAGAGUUCGUAACAUGAAAGCAAGUGAGGAUGAUACAGAUGUUUCUGCAGAACAUUCACCAAGAAAAAGAGGGCGCAAACCCAAAGAUCCUAGCAGACCACGUCAAAUGUUAUUGAUAUCUUCGUGCCGUGCGAACAACACUCCUGUGAUUAGAAAAUUUACCAAAAAAAAUGUCGCGAGAGCCAAGAAGAAGUAUACUCCCUUUUCGAAAAGAUUCAAGUCUAUCGCAGCAAUUCCUGAUUUAAGUACAUUACCUGAAUUUUACGAAAACUCGUCGAAAUUAACAGCUUCGAAUUUUGAAAAUAAACUGAAAACCACCCAAAAACAUCAAAUUGUGGAAACAAUCUUUUCUAAAAUCAAAAAACAGUUAAACUCCUCGUAUGUCAAAGAAGAGAUAUUGAAGUCGACAAACUUUCAAGAUUAUUUACCGGCUAGAGAAAAUGAAUUUGCCUCAAUUUAUUUAAGUGCGUAUAGUGCUAUUGAAUCAGACUCCGCUACCACUAUAUAUGUGGCUGGCACGCCUGGUGUGGGCAAAACUUUAACCGUACGGGAAGUUGUAAAGGAGUUAGUAUCAUCUUCUGCACAGCAGGAAAUACCAGAUUUUCUUUACGUGGAAAUAAAUGGAUUGAAAAUGGUAAAACCUACAGAUUGCUAUGAAACUUUAUGGAACAAGGUCUCAGGAGAAAGAUUAACAUGGGCUGCAUCGAUGGAAUCAUUAGAGUUUUACUUCAAAAGGGUACCGAAAAACAAGAAAAAAACUAUCGUGGUUCUAUUAGACGAACUUGAUGCAAUGGUGACAAAAUCUCAGGAUAUCAUGUAUAAUUUUUUCAAUUGGACUACUUACGAAAAUGCCAAACUUAUUGUCAUCGCAGUAGCGAAUACCAUGGACUUACCUGAGCGUCAGCUAGGUAACAAGAUUACUUCAAGAAUUGGGUUCACGAGAAUUAUGUUCACUGGGUAUACCCACGAAGAGCUGAAAAAUAUCAUUGAUUUAAGGCUCAAGGGUUUGAACGAUUCAUUUUUCUACGUUGAUACAAAGACGGGCAAUGCCAUACUGAUGGAUGCAGUGAAAAAUGAUGCUUCAGUAGAACAAAUGCAACCUACUGAUAUCAGGAAAGUUCGUUUAAGAAUGAGUCCUGAUGCCAUUGAAAUCGCCUCGAGGAAAGUAGCAAGUGUCAGUGGUGAUGCAAGGAGAGCAUUAAAAGUCUGUAAAAGAGCGGCGGAAAUCGCAGAAAAACAUUAUAUGGCCAAACGCGGUUAUGGAUAUGAUGGGAGAAUGGUUGUCGAAGAUGAAGACGACGAUCGUCCAUACGAUGGUGAAAAGGAGGAUUCAAUUGCAAAGGACGAAGCUAACAAAGAUGAUGACGAUGACGAUGACGAUGGAGUACAAACGGUUCACAUCGCGCAUGUUAUGAAGGCUUUAAACGAGACAUUGAAUUCACAUGCGAUUACGUUUAUGACGCGACUUUCAUUCACAGGAAAACUGUUCAUCUAUGCAUUAUUAAGCUUGGUAAAAAAGAACGGAUCUCAAGAACAAGAACUGGGCGAUAUUGUCGAUGAAAUCAAGUUACUUAUUGAAGUAAAUGGCAGUAAUAAGUUUGUUAUGGGAAUAACGAAAACACUAUUUCAACAGGGAAGUGAUGACAUUUCCGAACAGCUGAGAAUUAUAUCGUGGGAAUUCGUUCUCAAUCAAUUGCUUGACGCGGGUAUAUUGUUCAAACAGACCAUGCAAAAUGAUAGAAUAUGCAGUGUUAAACUGAAUAUAUCAGUAGAAGAGGCUAAAAGAGCCAUGAAAGAAGAUGAAGCUUUGAGAAGUUUAUAG